Vanrija pseudolonga is the source of this 3252-nucleotide messenger RNA. RefSeq names its product Calcium-transporting ATPase 3. Gene Ontology annotation, molecular function: P-type sodium transporter activity; P-type potassium transmembrane transporter activity; ATP hydrolysis activity. The record is from RefSeq and is a predicted model, not a curated record. Gene Ontology annotation, cellular component: plasma membrane. Gene Ontology annotation, biological process: intracellular calcium ion homeostasis; potassium ion transport; sodium ion transport. Bases 1 to 3252 code for a protein of 1083 amino acids. Lineage: Eukaryota; Fungi; Basidiomycota; Tremellomycetes; Trichosporonales; Trichosporonaceae. The transcript is spliced from 2 exons.
AUGGCUGGUAACAAAAACAACGUGCCCGAGCCCGUCUCGGCGCUCGACUUUUCCGCACACACGGCCGACGCGUCCAAGGUGCUCGCCGCGCUCAAUGUCGACCCCAAGACCGGCCUGUCGGAGGAGGAGGCGGCCAAGCGGCUGGCACUCUACGGCCCGAACCGCAUCAAGCCGCCGCCAAAGGCCAACAUCUGGAAGAUCAUCGGGCGGCAGGUCGCCAACGCCAUGACGGCGAUCCUGAUCGGCGCCAUGGCCGUGUCCUUUGGCGUCAUGGACUGGAUCUCGGGCGGCGUCAUCGCUGCCCUCAUCCUGCUCAACAUCUCGGUCGGCACCUGGACAGAAUGGGAGGCAGAGAAGAUCGUCGCGAGCCUUGAGAGCGUCGGUGCUCCCAUUGCCAACGUCGUACGCCACAACGCCGCGGGCGCAGUGUCCACUCGCACCAUCGCCGUCGACGAGGUCGUCCCCGGUGACAUUGUCGUGAUCAAGAACGGCGACAUUGUGCCUGCCGACGGCCGCGUGUUGGACGGCGUGAGCAACCUCGAGGCGGACGAGGCGUUCCUCACCGGCGAGAGUCUGCCCGUCGCCAAGCAGGCUGAGCCUGUCAGCGAGGACAACUGCCCCGUCGGCGACCGCGUGUCUAUGGUCUUCUCGGGAGCUCAGAUCACAAAGGGCCGCGCGCACGUCGUCGUCACGUCCACCGGCAUGGGCACCGAGAUCGGCAAGAUUGCCAAGGCCCUGCAGAACAAGGCCGUCCGUACAGAGACUGGCUGGGCUGCGCGCAUCCACCGAUUGAAGGUUACCCUCGGCCUGGCCGAGACAUCGCCGCUGCAGAUCAAGCUCAACUCGCUCGCCUACACCCUCCUCUGCGCCGCCAUUGUCACCGCCAUCGUCGUCCUCGCGUCCACGGGCUUCAAGCACAUCCCGAAGUCGAUGGCUACAUACACGGUCGCUGCGGCCGUGUCGAUGCUGCCCGUGUCCAUUGUGGCCGUCGUCUCGCUCACCCUGGCUCAAGCGUCCUCGGAUCUCGCCAAGCGCAACGCCCUCGUGCGCCGGAUGGACGCGAUCGAGGCGCUGGCUGGUAUUUACAACGUGUGCUCGGACAAGACGGGCACCCUCACCGUCGGCCGCAUGGUAGUCAAGAAGAUGUGGGUCCCCGUCCAGGACUCGCGCGACGGCGCCGCCCCGACCGACACGACUACGGGCCAGGUCUACGCUUUCGAGACUGGCGCCGACCCCUUCUACCCCCGCGGCGAGGUCACUCCGGACGACACCCCCCUCGUUGCCGGUGCUACGCUCGACGAGAAGUCUGCGGACCAGGAUGAUGCUGCGCCCGUGGAGGUCAGCACCAUGGAGCGUGGCCUGCGCGACCUCGCCAUUUGCACCUCGCUCUGUAACCAGGCCACACUGUCCCCGGGCACGGAAGAGGGCCAGGGAUACCAGGCCAACGGCGACCCGACCGAGGUCGCGCUUCAGGUUGCCGCGCACAAGCUCGGCUUUGACAAGCCCCACCUCACCGGCGCGCUCCCGUCCCACCAGGACAAGGACAAGAAGCUCGCGCGCCACACAUCGCGCAACUCGAUCCUCCGCACUGACGCCAUCAAGGGUCACUAUGAGCAGGUGCUCGAGCACCCCUUCGAUUCGACGGUCAAGCGCAUGUCUAUGGCUUACAAGCUCGUCGGUGGCGAGAAGCCCGAGCUCAUUUGCGUCCUCAAGGGUGCAGUCGAGCGCGUCCUCCCCUGCUGCACGCAUGUCCGCGACCAGCCGCUCAACGAGGCCGUUCUCGCCGAGAUCAUGACCAAGGUCGAGGCACUCGCGUCCCAGGGCCUCCGUGUGCUUGCCUUCGCCGCCAAGCAGGAGCCCGUCGACAAGGAGGCCGCGAUCAAGGCCAUGCCCCGCGCCGACUUUGAGCAAGGCUUCACUUUCCUCGGUCUCGCUGGCAUCUUCGACCCGCCUCGCAAGGAGUCGCCUGGAGCCGUGGCUGACUGCCGCAAGGCGGGUAUCACGCCCCGCAUGCUCACCGGUGACCACCCGGCCACGGCCACGGCGAUUGCCCUCCAGAUCGGCAUCCUCGACGGCUCCAAGUCGUACUCGAAGAACGCGGUCAUGACGGGUCAGCAGUUCGACGCCCUGACUGACGCCGAGGUCGAUGCGCUCGACGACUUGCCCCUUGUUGUCGCCCGAUGCGCCCCGGAGACCAAGGUCCGCAUGGUUGAUGCCAUCCACCGCAGGAAGCAGACCACCGCCAUGACGGGCGACGGCGUCAACGACUCGCCGGCGCUCAAGCGCGCCGAUGUCGGCGUCGCGAUGGGCACGGGCUCGGAUGUCGCCAAGCAGUCGGCACGCAUCAUCCUCACCGACGACAACUUCGCCUCGGCCAUUCGUGCAAUCCGCAAGGGCCGCUCGGUCUUCAAGAACCUGUCCAAGUUCCUGCUCUACCUCCUAUCGGGCAACAUUGGCGAGCUGGUUGUACUGCUUAUCGGCCUGGCGUUCCGCGACGAAAAGGGCCACUCGGUCUUCCCGCUGUCCCCCGUCGCAGCCCUCUGGAUCAACACCCUCACCGCUGGUCCUCCUGCAAUGGCGCUCGGCCUCGAGCCCACGGCCGCCGACGCCAUGGACCAGCCUCCCUCCGAGUACCGCACGCUGUUCACGUGGGAGUUCUACAUCGACCUCGCGUUCUACGGGCUCCUCAUGGGAGCCCAGGCCCUGAUCAACUUUGUCAUCGUCAUGUACGGCUACUUCCCGGGUGACCUCGGCGUCGACUGCAAUGACAGGGCCAGCAAAGCCUGCGACCCCGUCUUCGCCGCUCGUGCCUGCUGCAUGGCGACCCUCAUGAUCGUCAUGCUCAUCCACGCCCUCCAGUGCAAGCACUCGACCAUGUCCUUGUUCAAGAUGAACCUCUGGGACAACAGGGUGCUGCUGUGGUGCGUCGUGGUACUCGUCCUCUCCAUGUUCCCCGUCGUCUACAUCCCCGUCAUCAACGACAAGGUCUUCCUCAUCGGCCAGCUCAAGUGGGAGUGGGGCAUUGUCUUCGGCAUGGUCAUCAUCUACUUCAUCGCCUCCGAGGCCUACAAGUGGGUCAAGCGCGUGUACUUCCGCAGGAGGGAUGCCAAGCGCGCGAGGAACCAGCCUUCCGCGGCUGUCGCUCGUAUCGAGACGGGCAAGACUGGCGAAGCGCUCCCCAAGACGGCGACGAACAGCCUCUCGGGCUCGCUGACCAACGUGAAUGUUGAGAAGACCCACCAGAUCGUGUAG